GGCGGGGCCGGCGCAGGGUAACGGCUGGCAGGGCAAUGCGCGGCCGUGGCCGCGGUCGGCGAGGCCGUGGCCGGCCGGGGCCGGCGGGAGCAGCGGGGGAGCAGCAGCCGCCGCCAGAGCCCGAGGUGGCCUGCACCUCGCCGAGGUGGUGGAGGGUGAACCGGUUCUGCCCGCAGUGCGGGUGCAGCGUGGAGCCUGCCUUCCGCUUCUGCCCGAGCUGCGGAGAGAGGCUGCCCCCGCCGCCGCAGCAGGAGGACGCGGAGCGGGCAGCGCCAGCCCCGCCGCCGCCGCCGCCGCAGCCCCGGUCCCCCGCCGCCUCCCCGCGGGCUUCCCCGGCCCGGUCCCCGGUGGCAGGGGGGCCCAGUUGCCGCUCACCCCGCAAGGCGCGACCCGGCCUGGCGGUGCCGCUCCCGGCCGAGGCCGUCCUAACCGAUCAGAGCGGGCGGCAGUGGAGGCUGCUCCGGCUCCUGGAGCAGGGCGGCUGCGGGCUGCUGUACGAAGCUGAUGCUGAGGUGCCUCUUUCCUGUGCUCCUGUAACAUCUCUGCCUCCUCCUUCCACAGCGCAGUCAGCAUCUGGAGCCUGUCCUCAAAAGCAAAGAUACAUCCUCAAACUUGAUGUCAAGGAGGGCAGGAUCUACAACGAGCAGAACUUCUUCCAGCGAGCUGCCAAGACAGCCACAGUGGAGAAGUGGAAGAAGGGGCACUCAGUGCCCUUGCUGGGAAUCCCCACCUGUGUUGGCUUUGGACUGCAUGCAGAUAGCUACAGGUUUUUGGUGUUCUCUGACUUGGGGAGGACCCUUCAGUCAGUGCUGAGUGAUGGCUUACACCUCCUGAAGGAGAAGGCAGCUUUCCAGCUUGCAGUCCGUCUGCUAGACUGCCUGGAGUACAUUCAUGAGAAGGAGUAUGUGCAUGGGGACAUCACUGCUGACAACAUCUACCUGAACCCAGCUGACCUGGCACAGGUGACCCUGGCAGGCUACCACUCCGCCUUCCGCUACUGCCCGGGAGGGAAGCAUGUGGCACAGCGGGAAGGCAGCAGGACCCCCCAUGAGGGCACGCUGGAGUUCAUCAGCUUGGACAGCCACAAGGGAGCAGGACCAUCUCGCCGGAGCGACUUGGAAUCCCUGGGCUACUGCCUUCUGAAAUGGCUCUGUGGCUUCUUGCCUUGGUCUGAUGAGCUGGACAAAGUACAAAGUGUGGUGGAGAAGAAGGAAAAGUACAGAAAGGAUGUGAGAGGCCUUCUCCAGCUGUGCUUCAGGCAGAGAGCAAUUCCAGAUGCCCUGCAGGGCUACCUGCAGCAGGUCAUGGCCCUAGAGUAUGAGGAGAAGCCUGACUAUGAGCCCCUGAGGCAGCUCUUCAAGAAAGCACUGGAAAAGAUGAAAGCUUCUGCUUAUGACUCUGUGGAUCUCAAAAUGGUGCCCUAAGUCAAGAGAACUUGCACUGGAAGAGUCAGAAGCUUUCUGCAGCCUGAGGCCUUUCCCACAGCUGUUUCACUUUCCCCCGUGUGUUUUUAGAAGUGGGUUUCCCCCUCCCCCCCAGGUUUUAAUGUGACACCACUGCUGAAUUUUGGUGCAGCUUCUGUUACAACUUAAUGUGAAGACAGCUCCUGCAUGGAGAGGCUUCAGCAUAGCCUCCAGCAGAAGGGUGAAGCUUGGCAGGGAAAAACUAAAUCAGGAAUUUAUUUUUUUUACCUAGUUGGCAAGACCUAGUUUUGUAAUAAACUUUGUGGACAAGCA
Messenger RNA from Pogoniulus pusillus (Red-fronted tinkerbird), 1736 nucleotides. RefSeq names its product VRK serine/threonine kinase 3 (gene VRK3). Gene Ontology annotation, molecular function: protein serine/threonine kinase activity; ATP binding. Gene Ontology annotation, biological process: peptidyl-serine phosphorylation; signal transduction. Gene Ontology annotation, cellular component: nucleus; cytoplasm. Bases 36 to 1424 code for a protein of 462 amino acids. Lineage: Eukaryota; Metazoa; Chordata; Aves; Piciformes; Lybiidae. The record is from RefSeq and is a predicted model, not a curated record. The transcript has 12 exons.